This is a messenger RNA of Neurospora hispaniola, 627 nucleotides long. RefSeq lists its product as uncharacterized. Bases 134 to 430 code for a protein of 98 amino acids. The record is from RefSeq and is a predicted model, not a curated record. The transcript has 2 exons. Lineage: Eukaryota; Fungi; Ascomycota; Sordariomycetes; Sordariales; Sordariaceae.
CUUUUUUAAUCAUCGUCACCACUUGUAAAAGUCAGAUAAUACAGACAGCAAUACAUUCGUUAUGAACCCGCCACUCUCACCAUAUGAACAGCGACCAAUAUUGAAAAAGACAACUUAAUACACAUAACCCAAGAUGUCCCGUAUCCUGACCCGCCUUCCCAACCGUGCCCGCCUGCUCCCUAUGGUUCCCAGACGAACCAUGGCCACGGAGCUCGGCACCUCCAAGUCCCCGCAAAACGGACAAAAGGGCUUCGUGUCCGUUGGCUCGCAGACACAGGGUGAUUCGCCUUCUAACCAGGGUCCUACAGAGGCCGGACAAAAACUCCAGAAGGAGAGCAAGGGCAAGCCGGAUGGAAUGAAGGGAGAUUCGGAGGAGGCGAGGGCCGCGGGGGGUGGUCAAAAGGCUGGGACUUCUGAUGGUCAGAAGUAAAGAAGCGGGUGUUGAGUGGAUAAAAAGAGGGUGAAGAUGUGGUGAUAUAGGAGGAAAUUAGCAAUUAUACGAUAUGCGCAUGGUCUGAUGCGGUAAUGAAUCGAUGAGUAUGGAAUGAUACUUGGUUCAAAAAUGGAUGUCCUCUGAUUUGGUUGUAUGUUGCCAGAUUGACAGAAGAAAUACCAGGCCCGAUAUGU